Molecule: messenger RNA, 4215 nt
Organism: Leptopilina boulardi
Lineage: Eukaryota; Metazoa; Arthropoda; Insecta; Hymenoptera; Figitidae
Product: girdin-like
Exons: 17
Coding region: 431-4129 (1232 amino acids)
Biological process (GO): non-motile cilium assembly
Cellular component (GO): ciliary transition zone
Source: RefSeq, a predicted model, not a curated record
UUUAAAAACCCGCAAUGUGUCAAACGCCCCCGAUAAGACGCGGGUGAAUCAUAAUAUGAUAAAUAUCUAUUUUUUAAUAUAUAGAUAAUAUAUAAUGUGAAACAAAAAAUACUACAAUAAUUAUAACUCUGUUAUAAUAUUUCUAGGAGUUGUAUAAACACAUUUCUAUAUUUAAAAAAUGGAUGAUAUUCCAAUUAUUAGCGAUAUCCUUUUAAUGAAGGAAGGAUCUUGCUCCGACACCUGUCGCAGUAGUAUCAUAGGUUUAUCAUCUAAAAUUACGAAUGGAUUCGUAUAAAAUAAAUAUGCAAUUUUCUAUGAAAGAAAUAAAAGUCAACUUGAAUGUCCUCUUAACAUUUUAAUUAAAAAAAAUUAAUUAAGAAAAAAUAAAUAAUUAACGAAUAAUAAAAGUAAGGAAUAAAUCUAAACCACUAUGAAAGAUAUUAGAGAACGACAAUUUGUGGGUAAACUCGAUCGCUAUCAACUUGAAGACAAAUAUUUACGUGUUUUGGAGGAAAUGGAAAAUUUGAAAAAACUAUCCAAUCAACAAGAAGAUAAAAUGAAAAGACUCACUACUAAAUUAAUGAGAGUUUCUGCAAAUCCAUCAGCUUGUAUUAAUCUUCAUGAUAUUUGUAAUGACAAGGAAAAAAUUUCUGCUUUGGAAUGCGAAAAUAAUAAGUUAAAAAAUAAAGUAAACGUUUUAAGAAAUCAGUUACUUAGUCAAGUAAAUCAAAGAAAAUCGCCUAAAAGAAAUCAUAAAUUUCUAAUCGGAACACCAAAAAAUGAAAAUGGAAAUACAAAACUGAAAAAUUCUUUGUGUCAAUAUUUCUUGCAAAAUAAUGAAGAGGAAAACAUUGAUAAACAUUUGCCUAAAAUUCAGGAACUUGAAACACAAACAAAAGAAAUGACAUCAAGGAUUUCAGAACUUGAAAACGAAUUAGAAAAUCGUGAUAAAGAAAAUCAGAGAGAAAAAAUUACCGACAAUAUUGAACAUAUUCGUAAUUUGCGUUACAUUAAGGAAUGUACUGAACAACUUGUGGCAUUUGAAAAUGAAAAUAAAUCUUUAAAAGAAGAAAUUGUGCACGUAAAGAAAAUUCUCAACGAUACAAAAAGAAUUAAUAAAGAAAUGACAUCAUCGUUAUUGAUUGAAAGAAAAAAAAUAACUGAAAUGGAUUUAAAAAUUUUCAAAUCAAAAGAUUCGGAACUUUUCAUUAGGGAGAAAGACGAACAAAUUCAAGAUUUAAUGAAUGAAAUAAAAAUUCUUCAACAACAUAAUAGCGAAUUAAUAGCAUUAAGUAAUAAAUAUUCUAAUAUUGAAAUUGAAAAUUUACAAUUGACCAGCAAAAUAUCGGAUCAUGUGAAUAGUAAUGAAAUUUUAAAAAAUAUGCUAAAUAACGAACAAGCGAAUACAAUUGCACUUCAAACUGCAAAUUCACAAUUACUCUUGAAAUUAAAUGAACUUCAACGAAAUGUCGACACAUUAACAAUUCAAUUGACGACAUUUGAAGAAACGUCUAUAAAGCAAAAGUUAACGCCCAAAAAAAUUAAUAAAGAAAAAUAUUGUUUUCCACAAGUUUGUGAAAAUGUUCGCAUUGAUUCGCAUGUAAAUAAAACGAUUGUCAAUGAAAAACGAGACGUAAAAUUGGGAAUAGAAAAAGAAUCACAGACUGAAAAUAAUUAUUUUCAACAAUCGCAGUCGCCAAAAAAAAAUAUUUUAAUUCAGCCUCGUGUAGAAAUGGAAAAUUCUACUAAAAUCAAAAGUCCUGAAAGAAAAAAAGCGGAAAAAAUGACAAAAAAUACAACAACUGUUCAAAAUGGAAAUAAUACAUUAUCACCGGAAAGAAUGUUAAAAUUAUUGGAACAGGCACAAAUAACAACAAUUCCAUUUGAAACGGAAAAAACUCAUUCGAUGAAACAGCAUGUUGUUGAUCCUAUUUCGGAAACAAUACAAAAACAAAGAUUAAAUGAGAGAAAAAUGGAUUUGGAAAAAACUCAAUUUUUAAGCAAGCACAUAGUCAAUUAUUGCACCAAUAUUAUUUCUUUUAAAGAUCCAAAUCAAAUUCUAUUUCUUUUUACUGAAAUUUUAAAAAAUUAUAAGUCCUUAAAAUAUAAAAAUAUAAAUGAUUCGAAUAUUGAGAAAAAAAUUAUUAUUGACUCAAACAAUAAUGAAACUAAAACAACGGCCAAUGAUUACUGUGUAAAAAAUGAAAAUAAUAUUUUUCAAAAUGGUAGUGAAAUUUUCAAAUCAAAUUUAAAAGAUUUAAUGAACGCCGAUGAAGAAGAAAAGAAGAAAGAAGAAUCAAAAUGUUUUUGUAUUUGCGAUGGAAGAUGUCCUAAUUAUUUUUAUAGACAAAUUAAUGAAAAAUAUAUUUGUUGUUGUACGGAAAAUUCGAAAAAUAGAAAAAAUAUUUGUGAACCUUGUUCGAAAUCUAUAAUCAAAGUGAAUGAAAUUAAUACUUCAAUUAAAGAAACUUUUCAUCAGAAACAUAAUAAAGUUAAUGAAACAAACAAAAAGCAUUGUGGAAAUUAUAUUUCAAAAUUAUUGAAUAAUUCAAUUUUAAUAACUAAGGAUCAAGGUCUUUUGGAAGUUCACAUUGUUCGUCUUCAACUGUCAAAGUCGGCAGUAAGCCUACUUUAUCAAGACAAUGAUUUAUGGAAAGCAUCAUUCUUUAUUAGUUGUGAUAUUGAAAAUGAAAAAACAUCAUUUACACCAACUAUGAAUUAUCCAAAUUUAAAUUUUGAUUCAUCAUCAAUUUUUGUCGUACUUGAGGUUUCCAAUUUUUUACAUUAUAUUUUUGAGAAAUUUAUUAUGUUUCGAGUUCAUGCUUUUUAUCAAAAUCAAGUUACACACACUGUUGCCGAAACGAAACUUUGCAUUAGGGAAAUUUUAGAUUAUCCACAUAAUAAAAUGCAAUAUAUUUCAUCAGUUACAAGUGUUAUACCUUGUAGUUAUGGAAUAAAUUUUGGAUAUCUAUCACUGUGGAUUCGUCUUGGUUGUGAUCUUAAUAAAAUUAAAACAUUUAAAAUUGAACGUGGAAUUGUUUCCGAAUCGAUUCAAAAUGUAAUAAAUAAAUCUAACCAAGAUAGUAUUACAAAAAAUUUUGAAAAUCGAGAAAAAAAUUUCCAAAAUCAUUAUUUACCGUUCGAUACAGAAAAUAAUGAUAAUGAUGAAUUUAUGAAAGUAGAAGAGGAAGAAGAAAAAGAGAAAAUUAAAAAUUCUAUAAAUGGAAAAGUUAUUAAAAGAUCGGAUAAUAGUAAAAGUUCUGAAUCUAAAUACAAAGUAAAUAAAAAUUUAUUUCCACAAAUGGAAUCGGGAAUUUCAAAUAGUUCUACAAUAUCGACAAGUAAUUUUUCGGAAAAUGAUGAAUCUUUACAAGAAAAUGAUCAUUUAAAAAUAUUAAAUGAACUUAAGGCAAAAAUAAUGAUAACUGAACAAAUUGACAAUGAUGAUAUAUUAGAAUUUAAUAUGCUUUCAAAUAAAAGUCAAUCUGAUGAUACAUUAUAUGAUGUACUUACUGAUGAUAAUUGGGAUAAAUAUAAGAUAAAGAAUUUCCAAACCACAAUCAAUCAAAAUAGUGAUGAAGAAUCUAAAGACAGUGAACUCGAUGACGAAGAAGAAUCCUUUUCUCUACAUGAUCAAGACAAGAAGCUAAACUAUAUAAUAAUUGAAUUAAAAAGUAUAAAACUUUUUAAAGAAUCAGAUAUAUUUCUAAAUCCAAAUAUCGUUCAACUUUACAUUGAAUAUUCAUUCUUGGGAUAUUUUGGCAAAGAAAUGGAAACUUAUUCUGUUCCUGUUCCCGAAUCUCCAACAUUGGAAAUGAAGUAUAAUUUUAAAAAAGAAUUUCAAAUUGAUGAAAAAAAUCAUUCAAAACAAAGAGAAAUAUUACGAAAAAUGUUAAGAGGACACAUAGAUCCUUGUAUUAAAUUUAUUUUAGUUAGUGAACCUUUACCGGAAGAGCAAUAUAAAGAUUGCGAAGAAGUCGGAUUUGCUCAAUUAAAUUUGAAGGACUAUGUUUUGGGCAAUUAUAGCCGAAACAUGUCGCUUUUAAUAAAGAAUGUUAAUCAAAGUAAAAACAUGGGACACUUGAGGAUCACUGUAGAUGGUAUUGAAGCCAUGAAAAAUUGUUCCUAAUCAAUUUUAAUUAUUUUCAUUAUUCUAAAAUUUCCCUGCUUAUUAGUCUUUUUUGUUUCUAAAAUUGAAAAAAAAUCAAAUAAAAC